Corvus hawaiiensis (hawaiian crow) is the source of this 894-nucleotide messenger RNA. Its product is annotated as glycine-rich cell wall structural protein 1-like. Lineage: Eukaryota; Metazoa; Chordata; Aves; Passeriformes; Corvidae. The transcript has a single exon. Bases 1 to 894 code for a protein of 297 amino acids. The record is from RefSeq and is a predicted model, not a curated record.
AUGGCUGCCGGGGGAUGGCUGCCGGGGGAUGCUGCCGGGGGAUGCUGCCGGGGGAUGCUGCCAGGGGAUGGCUGCCGGGGGAUGCUGCCGGGAGAUGGCUGCCGGGAGAUGGCUGCCGGGGGAUGGCUGCCGGGGGAUGCUGCCGCGGGAUGGCUGCCGGGGAAUGCUGCCAGGGGAUGGCUGCCGGGGGAUGCUGCCAGGGGAUGGCUGCCGGGGGAUGCUGCCGGGGGAUGGCUGCCGGGGGAUGGCUGCCGGGGGAUGCUGCCGGGAGAUGCUGCCGGGGGAUGCUGCCGGGGGAUGCUGCCGGGGGAUGCUGCCGCGGGAUGGCUGCCGGGGGAUGCUGCCGGGGGAUGCUGCCAGGGGAUGGCUGCCGGGGGAUGCUGCCGGGGGAUGGCUGCCGGGGGAUGGCUGCCGGGGGAUGCUGCCGGGAGAUGCUGCCGGGGGAUGCUGCCGGGGGAUGCUGCCGGGGGAUGCUGCCGCGGGAUGCUGCCGGGGGAUGCUGCCGGGGGAUGGCUGCCGGGGGAUGCUGCCGGGGGAUGCUGCCGGGGGAUGCUGCCGGGGGAUGGCUGCCGGGGGAUGGCUGCCGGGGGAUGCUGCCGGGAGAUGCUGCCGGGGGAUGCUGCCGGGGGAUGCUGCCGGGGAAUGCUGCCGCGGGAUGGCUGCCGGGGGAUGCUGCCGCGGGAUGGCUGCCGGGGGAUGCUGCCGGGGGAUGGCUGCCGGGGGAUGCUGCCGGGGGAUGCUGCCGGGGGAUGCUGCCGGGGGAUGGCUGCCGGGGGAUGGCUGCCGGGGGAUGGCUGCCGGGGGAUGGCUGCCGGGGGAUGCUGCCGGGGGAUGGCUGCCGGGGACGGCUGCCGGGGACGGCUGCCGGGGGACGGGCGGCCGGACACGAGGUGA